Molecule: messenger RNA, 2613 nt
Organism: Spirodela intermedia
Lineage: Eukaryota; Viridiplantae; Streptophyta; Magnoliopsida; Alismatales; Araceae
Source: the annotation of a GenBank genome assembly
AUGGCUGGGAACGGCCGCGGGAGAAGCAGUGGUAGCAAUGCCCGGUUAACGGGGGCCUCAAUCAGCGCGGCGGCUGCCGGAGGGGGAUCGGCCGGGCCGAUGUACUCUCUCCGAGAGCGGGUACCUUCUUCCUCCCACUCACCCGCCUGCUCUUCUCUCGCAGUUUCUUCCCCUGGGGCCUCCUCCUCGUUUCCUUCUUGUCGUUUCCAUCACUGGUGAGCCCCACGAUCUGGCCAGUGAUUCACGUGCAUCUUUGAUUUUAUAGUCUUCAUCGUCUUCUCUCGAUUUCGCCAUAUUAUCCUUGCGCGUUCUUUUUUCGUGAAAAACGAGUCACAAAAAGAAACGAACUGAUCGAGCUCGAUCUCAUCAUCCACGGCCGUAGUUAUCUUUUUCUUCGUAAUCUUCUGUGCUCGAGGUUCCCCUUCCCUCUCUUGGGAUCUCCUGUUAGGUCUAUGCUCAACCCCGAACUGGAUGAUCGGAAAUCCCAUCGCCUCUGCCGUUAGGCCUUCUUGGACUUCCCAGAUCGCGGUGUAGUUGAGGUUCUAGGAUUGGGCGCUUGGAGUUUCAGACAGGUGAUGCUACUCCGAUUUCUGUCGGUUCAACGAUAUUCAUCUCCUUGCUCUUUCAGUAUCUCGUAAUAUCUUGAACGACUUUCUCCGUUGUGAUUGAGUAGCUAUCCUGAUAUUUCAUUCUUCCAGGUGGGGAGCAUUAUCCUCACCAUUUCUACGCAUUGAGGAUUCUCUGUCACCAUCCAUGUCUUCUUCCCUCAGUAUGAUAUGGGAUCAGAUUAGCCACCAGGGUUUUCCGCUGAACUUGAUCCGAAAAGUGUGUUCUCCUUGUGCUUGACGCCCUCCAAAUCCUCUCGUUCUGGCCUGCAAGAAAUUUCUCCAUUCUUGAACGGCUACACCCUCUUCGUUGUUCUUCGGAUCUUCUCGCCCAGGAGAAGCAGCAAUCGAUGGAUGGUCAACACCAAUCCGUUUCAUGCGGCGAUAGCCUCAUCAUCAUCUUCUCUUAUCUGUUCUGUCACCAAGAAGGCAUUUUCUAGGCUCAGUUCGUGACCAUUGAUUUCCCACCUUCAGCUUCAUCAGAAAAAAGAAAAAGAAAAAGAAAAAAAAAGAUUGGUCUUUCUUAUUAUCCCCCUCUCUCUGUAGAUAGAUAGAUAGAUAGAUAGAUAUGAUAUGAUAUUAAAAGAUUAAUGUAGAUAUAGAUUUAUGUUGACCGCUGUGUGUUUUUGUAGUCAACCAGGUGGGGAAGGUGCUUCGGGGGCCUUUCCUGCUUCGGAUCGCAGAAGCGGGGGAAGAGGGUCGUCCCUUCCUCCCGCAUUCUCGACGGAGCCGCCUCCGGCGGCCAUGGAAGCGGCCCUCAGUCAGCCGGCCUCCCCUCCCACAGUACAGCUCUGACCCUAACUCCAUCUCUUCUUGCUCCUCCGUCCUCCCCAGCCUCCUUCACCCACUCUUCCCUCCCCUCCACCGCCCAGUCCCCGAGCUGCUUCCUCUCCAUAUCUGCAAAUUCCCCCGGCAACCCGUCGUCCACCAUGUUCGCCACCGGCCCCUACGCCCACGAAACCCAGCUGGUCUCCCCCCCUGUUUUCUCCACCUUCACCACCGAGCCCUCCACCGCUCCUCUGACCCCGCCGCCGGAGCUUGCCCAUCUGACCACCCCUUCCUCCCCCGACGUCCCCUACGCCCAGUUCCUCUCCUCCGCCGGCGGCGGCGCCGCCUUCGUCUCCGACGACCUCCAGUCCACAUACCCGCUCUACCCAGGAAGCCCUUCCGGCAGCUUCCUCUCGCUGGCGACGGGGACACCGGGGGGAGGAUCGUCUUCUUCCCUCUACGGCCAAGAAUCUCCUCCGACCCAGUCCUCCAGGCUCUUCGCUGCCGGCAGCUUUUCGCCGUCGGCAGAGUCCGGCAUCUUCUUCUCCGCCUCCUCCGCGCAGUUCUUCCUGGACCAGGCCGCCCAGCUCUCCUACGGCCACUGCCAUGGCGGACGCAGGCAAAGCAAGGCCUGCAAGCAGGACGCGGAGGAGCUCGAAGCCUACCGCGCGUCGUUCGGGUUCAGCGCCGACGAGCUCACCGCCGCCGCACAGAGCUACGUGGAGAUAUCCGACCAAGCCGACGACUGCUCUUCCUUCACCAUGUCCCCCUUCGCAGACGCCGCCGCCGCCGACAAGCCCUGCGCAGAGCCAUGGCCGACCAUGGAGAGGACCUCCAUCUUUCUCAGAUCACACAGACCCGACUCUGCCAGCCCACCCUUCGAACCCAGAGGUGCACAGAACAGCCCCCAACUCUGUCUCUGUCUCUGUCUCUGUCUGUCUGUCUCUCUCUCUCUCUCUCUCUCUCUCUCUCUCUCUCUCUCUCUCUCUCUCUCUCUCUCGCUUACUGACUGCUGCUGGUGCUGCUGCGUGUCUCAGGGCCUAAGCUGCGCGCUCAAGGGAGGUGUCGGCACUAUCUCACCGACGAGGACGAGGACGAGGACGAGCCACAUCCGAAGAUGUGGGGGACGAAGGGCGGCGGCAGGGGGAUCUACCUCUCCUUGUCCGACGCCGAGGUUGACUACCAAAAAUCGAAGAGCUGGGGAGAACAGCGCCGCAUCUUCUUACAAGGCCAUUGCUGA